AUGGGCUGUGAGGUGCAUGAACGACAGGAAAACACCAUUCUGGUUCUUAUCGGAAAGAACUUCAAAAGUUGCAAGUUGAGGAGGAUUGCAAAUCAUCUUGAAGAUCUCCAGGCUGAGGUUAUCUUGCUCCGACAGCAAAAUGCCUCCCUUAAAGCUCAGAACGAGGCUAUUUCGAAGACCCGAAAGCGCAAGAAGAUCCCCAAUCCUAACAAACGCUUUAUGAUUAUUUCAGAGGCACUUACGGCUGGAGAAGAGGCCAACACAGCCCAGGAAGAGAAGGAUUUGCCUGCUGAGAAUAUUCUGGAGGUUCAAGACGAGGUUGACGAGGAGGACUCUGAGGACGAUAAUGCAGAUAUUCCACGUGAGGAUUCACUAUCAGUUCGUACAUCUUCUGGGCGGGCUAGCUCAAUUGUGCGGGGCAUUUCGCAUUUUAGUGUCCGGCGGGUACGGGUGUCCGGCAAGGGGGGGUCAGACAAUCUCCGCUCCUCAAGCGUGCGUAGUCCAGGAGCUGGCGAAGCCGUCUGUGGCUGUGACGGCCACGAGAACUGGACCUUGAGGCGGAAAUGCAGUUAUGCAAGUGUCUGCAAUCGGCUGGUCGCGCGCAUCGACAACGCGACAGAGGAACGGGGUCAUGACGACAGAAAUGACUUGACAGAAUGCAGACGUAGACGCUCGAGGGAUGUGAUGCUUGGAGACCACUUAUCAGAGCUUGCCGGCACUGAACGAACGGCAUUCAUGGUCAAGGAGCUUGCACGACCUCGAAAGCAGCGCAAGCCCGGGUGGCUGGACAAAAGACCGAAAAGCUAG
This is a messenger RNA of Cryphonectria parasitica EP155, 807 nucleotides long. RefSeq lists its product as uncharacterized. The record is from RefSeq and is a predicted model, not a curated record. NCBI's taxonomy places the organism in Eukaryota, Fungi, Ascomycota, Sordariomycetes, Diaporthales, Cryphonectriaceae. The transcript is spliced from 5 exons. The coding region runs from base 1 to 807 and encodes 268 amino acids.